GAGCCUGACUUGGCAGCCAGUAAGCUACAAACGCUGGGACGCUAUGAGCAAAAAAAAAAUCUUAACGGUACCUUUGUAUCCAUGUUUCCACCUAUGGGAAUGCGCACCGUGACAGCGCUGGGCAUGCACGCACGGCUUUAGUGCAAGUCGGGAGAGAAAACAAACCUCGCCGCGCUGGGCACCGUGGACCUGCCCGACCAGCAAGACGUUUCACUCCUGCGCUGGCUGUCCGAAGUGACUGAAGGGAGCGAUUGAGAAUGGCCUGUUUCGGCAAGAGGAAGUCUGUCAUUGCCAUGAGCUUGCUGGUGGCUGUGUCUCUCUUCGUCGCCAUGGUGAACUACGCAGAGAAGCCCUACUUUUUACUGCAGCCGGUCUUGGGCCAGGCCUUCAGCAGCCGAUGGGUCUCCUCUCGUCUGCAGCCCAAGGCCUUCAAACCACACGUAGGCUACGUGAGUGUCCCCAAGCAAGAGCCUCUCAAGCUGGACUGUGACGCCUGCAGUAUUGUGUCCAGCUCGGGCCAGAUGCUGGGCAGGGAGGCCGGGCCAGAGAUCGACCAGUCCUCCUGCGUGUGGAGGAUGAACAACGCGCCCACCGGGGGCUUCGAGAGGGAUGUGGGCAGGAAGACCACACUCAGGGUGGUGUCCCACACCAGCGUGCCUCUGCUGCUGCAGAAGCAGCAGUACUUCUUCGGGCAAGCCAACAACACCAUCUACGUCAUCUGGGGGCCCCUGCGCAACAUGCGCAAGGACGGGAAAGGCAUCGUGUACAACAUGCUGCAGCAGGUGGUGGAGAACUACCCCCAGGCCAAGGUCUUCGUCACCACGGAGGAGCGGAUGAACUACUGCGACAAGGUGUUCAAACUGGAGACGGGGAAGGACAGAAUACAGUCGGGAUCCUACCUCAGCACUGGGUGGUUUACACUCAUCCUCGCUAUGGAUGUUUGCCGCGAAAUCCACGUGUACGGAAUGAUUAAUGAGACCUACUGCAGGACCGAUGGCUACAGAAAAGUCCCUUACCAUUACUAUGAAGCAGGGAGCCGGGAUGAAUGUGCUGAGUACCUCUUGCAUGAAACUGCUCCUUAUGGAGGUCACAGGUUCAUUACAGAGAAAUCGGUUUUUGCUAAAUGGGCCAAAACGCAUGCCAUUAAAUUCUCACACCCAGCGUGGACGGUCUCGUGACAACGGUCACUUACAGUACAGCAGCUUCAUCACAAUCAGCACCACCUGAAGAUUACUACCACUGGACGUUUUUUUCUUUUUUCCUUUUUCACUUGAACACAGGAGCCAAUAGACGUUUUUUUUUUACAGGAGGAAAAUGCAACGAGUCUGCAUUGGGACCUUCACCAGGGUGCCCAUAGUUAUCAUUGAAAAAGUCCUUUCUCGAGAGAGAAAGGGAGUCUCCAAAGGACAAUCACAUUUGAAUUGUGUUUUAAACUGCAUCAUUAGAUGCAAUUCACACGCAUUUAAUUAACUGUCAGAUUCCGGACUGAAAAAUCAAAGUGAAGUCACUGGCGUUACGGAUAUGCAGUGUCUGCAAGUGUGUCAUCAAGUCUAGGACAUUCCUUCUGUUUUUGCUGCUACGUUUGUUUUUAUUAUGUCACUAUGAGUACUGUCAGUUGUGACAAUGUUACUUUACUCACGAGAAUGGAAAUGAAGAUAACGCACUCGACUUAUUUGGAGUGAGUUGAGGGUUGUAGGAGUCGUGAACAAGCUCCCCAACUUUAAGCUGAUACCCUGGCUUCUUUCAAGAAAUCAGUCGGCGAGAGCCUUAGAUUAAUUAGAUACUAACUACCGAACAAGCAAGAUGGGACUAACAUGACCUUCCUCGUUUGUAGCCAUUCUUACGGUAUCUUAAUUCCUUGGAGCCUGAUCCUCCUUUCUAAAUUGUUCCAGGGAUCUAGUUUAAUAAAGAUGCGAUUGACUGCCUUCAAAUAUAAACCUUUGUAUACAGGAGCUCAAAUGCCAUAAAGAAUUAUUUUCUUUUCUCCCCCCGGCAAAGUGAACAGACUUUUCUUCUAAACCAGGUCUUCCCAUAUCUUGCCCUAUAGGUCUGUUUAAAUCAUCCACAACCAAAGACAUCAGAAACGUAGUUUAAUUAGCUUAAUCCAGUCUGUAAUUGGCCCAUUUAGUACUCCUGUACAGGUCUGAUACCGCCAAUGUUUUCAGGACACCUUGAAGCCUGCUGGGCUGUUGCUCUCAAUGUCGUGGAGUUGGGGAGCCUCAGUCUAGACAUCAGAAUGACAUCAGGCACCUCUGAUUCUGGCUUCCACCACUGAACCUCAGAUUGUCAGCAGUCUCAGCCGAUCGGAUAAGAAUGCUCCACGAUCCUGAGAGGUUUCACCAGAAGGCUGCCUUCUGUGACUCCCUGAAGGCCAGAGGUCUGUUUGUUUGCCUUACACUAUUAAUUAUUUCAGAAAGCAGUUUCCAUAUGUGUCAUGUACUCCACUCUCUCUAGGUUUCCAUCGUUUUUUAUUCCAUGAAAAUUCCAAAUCCCAACAUAUGGUAGUCUGUGGGGGGUGAAAAAGAGAGCUGUACCAUUGAAAGAAACGCACUUUCCUUGUAGUUUCAACCUGUGCAUGGUACAUCUGAGAUUGUGGGUCUCCAUGAUAAAUAUGAAAUGCAUAUUUCACUCGGGAUGUUAGUGCACGUUUCUCUGCUCUGCUCUGCUCCAGACACAAUCAGCACUGAAGUUUGAAGUUUCUGUUUGAUCAGUACGAAACGUUUGGUGACAGUAAGAGAGUGAGACCAACAUCUUUUUUUUAAUUGCUACAGCGCAGAGGGCAAAUGACUUAGUCCAUAUGUUCUCAUUUAACAGCACAGACGUAGUUAGGUUUUUCCUUUGUUUAUUCUGCAUACGCUACUUGGUAACAAGCAUAUAUCAGUCAUACAAGGAAGGGACAAGCACACCUUUAACAAAAAAGCUUUUCUUGAAAGUAUUUCAGUCACUGUUUAGUUAUAAAAUGUGCCAUUUUGAUUAAGGGGCAAGCUUAAACUCUGUAUCUGCUCUAGGCUAGAGCUAGAUUAAAAACAACAGAGUAUCCAUCCAGUUAUUUUCGUCAUUUUAGGAGUAGUGAUCAUAGUAGUAUAGCAUAGCAGCACAUGUAACAAUGGGAGUUUUUCAAUGCUUUUGCUGUAUUGUUUACUGUAUUGUUUCUAUAAUGUGCCUCCAUUAUGUUGUCUGCUGUAAGAGUUCAGUGCAUUUCCUCGCUUCUGAUCUCUCUGUACAGUAUAUACAGUAUUGUCCCUAUUAAGUAGGGCACUUGAAUACUUUUCCCUUAUUGAGUUUAGCACAGAAAGUAAUAAUACCAAGAUUAGAUUUUCUAUUUAUGAAAACGCAUCAAUCAGUAACUUGUCUUUUUCAAGUUUUCCAAAAUCUGACGUUGCUGUUGUUCUAUUUCCUGUGCACAACAAAGAGUCAUGUGUUGCACAUUAAUGUAUCUAACCUUCUAAAAAGGCCAAAAUGCAGAUUAUUUUCAUCCUGUGGUUUUUGUAUACUUUAUUCUCUUACCUUUCAGUCAUGAAUGUCUAUUUCAUUUAUCCUUUUGCUAUUUAGUGUUUUCAUUUUCUGUUAUUGCAUGUCUUAUAUUCUGUACAUUUUCUAAAGUUCAAUCUACCUACAGUUGUAACAUCUGGCAGCUGUACCAAUCUGCCUUUCACUGUUGCCUUCUGUUGUCUUGACAGCUUCCCAUGAGGAACAAUUUAUGUAACACGUACCUCUCAUCACAGUUCACAUCACUCCGCCUCCUACAUUUGUGAAAUUUAAAUUUGAUGAGUGACUAAAAGUUGAAACAUCUCCAACUCUCAUUUUUCACUAAGGCAGCCAGCAGUCUAUAGUGUUAUUGAGGUGGUUUUUUUCCAUCACUGUUCAUUUUAGGCGUAGAAGUUACUAGGGAGGAAAGUGACCCAUGGACAUAAUGUUACCUGGUCGAGCCAGGGCUUUCCUGUAUAUGAGUAAGCCAAAGCUAAAUGUCCAGUUCUAGAAACUGGGAUAAACAUGGAUGAAAUGUAGGCUUGUUUCAUUGAAAAAAAAGACAGAGAAAUAUUUCUGAAGCUGAAUUAACUGUGAAAUGCAUGUAUCAGAAGCUAAUUUGUGCAGUACCUCCUCUUACCCCCAGAAAGCCCCAGGUGAGCCUCCACUCAAUCGAUAAACCUGGAAAGAAAAGCUGAAGCCUUGUACACAGUAAGUGUUGCUGUUCUAGUUAUUGAGUGAUCCACUUCAACACAACUGCCUUCAAAAUGAAACCCAGCACAAGCAUGUGAGCUCGCUGAUGAAACCAGCAGAGAAAAUGGGUAUUUCUUUGCAUUUUUCAACACCUGUGGUUAUUUUUGGUCUUUAGGCUGCUAACAAAAAAAAAAACCGUCCUGCUUUGAAAUUGUCAGCCAUUGAAUUUUGCCCACCAUCCCACGGUAUUAAUAUCACACAAAUUUCCCACAAGCUGUUGAAUCUGAUGUGUUCUCUUGUGCUUCAGAAGAGUUCCAGAAAUAACUGUGUGAGUGCCUGUGACAAGGAUUCUGACUUGUUUUUAAAACUGUUUUUUUUUUUUUAGUUUUAAGUGGUUCUGAGUGGUGUUCCCAUCAAAAGCAGGAAUCUGUCUCUGCUUCCUGCCUUCAACAGCAGUGCUGCUUGAAACACAACAAACUUAGACAAGUCUUUUUAAAGUAUGCUUUAAAUUUGAAUUCUUAUUUCUAAAGGAUUGUCAUUGCUUUGUUUUAACACUUUAACUGGCGCAAUGACAUUGGCUUUAAAGAGAAAAUAUUUGGCUCACAUUUCACUGAGCAAACGUUGAGAAAACAGUUCCUGUUUUUCGUUACAAGAUAAUUCCACCCUAUGAAAAACAUGUCCGAACAACCUGGAUAAACAGACAGACAAAGGGUUAAGGACAAUUUUUGGUCAAAGUCUAAUAGCAAUGAAAGGAGCCAAGGAUAUAAAGGGUACUUUAUACUUGGGCAUUAAUUUGCCUGGCUGAAGAUCAGCCCUGUCACAACCCUCCUCGCUUGGGAGGAAUGAACCAGGGAGGCAGCUCCAAGGAGGAAGAUGGAGGGAGGGGGGCUAGAAAAGAUCCUUGCAGAGUUGUGGGUGGUCAUUGAGUAUCUAUACGGUACGUAGGAGAACAGAAGUGUGAGAUUUGACCUCCCUCCUGAGCUUCUGCUAAAUGACACGAUUUUUUGUUGUCACAUUUUUGAGCAGGAAAAAAUUAUUCAGUUCAAAAGGUUCUUAAGGUUCGGGUUUGACCUUUGUGUCUUGUGCGUCUUUUGUCAAGCCAAAUGCCUCUGUUGCAGUUUUUUUGUGUAUAGUUGUGUGCGUGUCUGAGUUUUUACUAAGCCACCACAAUCAUCAAAAGAUGCACUAAGGUACUCUUAAAGGCAUACAGUACACCAUACUGAUAUAUUAGAAUUCACCAAAAACUCUUCCACAGAUCUUAAAAUAUUGUAAAAGGUACUCCCAUACCUCAUUAAUAGGUAUUUAGGUUUGGAAGGUUUUAUGUUUUUGGUAAAAACUGUGACGUUGUGAUUAGUAUUAGUGCUGUUCAGUAUUAAACUGUAAUUUUUUUUACUCACAGGAAUUUCCUUCCCUGUUGUCUGUGAUAGGAGUAUUGUGCGAAUCAGGAGUUCAUAUUAAUUAUCACAACUACAGGUAUUUAAACAUAUACUGUAUAUGUUAUACUACUCUCUCUUAAAAGACGGUUAUUAAGAAAAUAACAGAAAAACUUUAAGCCAGCUUGAAAAUUGUUAAAAUUGGAGAGCGUUUAUGAAAGAACAUUAAAUGUUUUCUUCUGUUGGUUAGAUUUCUAGGUUAAAUAUCUCCAACACCCUUUAAAAUCCAGUUUGAAGGGGGUUGGGGGUGCUUAUUUAAUAAGUAAUUCAAGUUUAAAUAAAUUAAUGAACAUAGAAUAUUCUAUAUUUUCUACAGAAUAUAUUGUAGAAUAUGUAAGAAUAUUCUACAAUAUAAAAAAACACAAAAUAGCCCUGAGAGAUUCAGAUAAUUCCAGUUUAUUUAAAAAAUAACUAAUGAAAAGGUUUGUAGUAGUAAAGUAUUAAAUAGUCAAAGUAUAGUAAAUAAAUCGCCCUGUAAUUCUCUGAUCAUAUUCAGAUAUUAAAGUGUCAGCUGAUUAUUGUCUGACAUUGUAGGUAUUAAAGAAAGGUUGAUAAUAUAUUUUUUACCUCAACUUCAUGAAAUUGAAAUAAACUGCAGAAUAUAUUAAUAACAAAAUUACCUUCUUGUGAAUGAACUAAUGAUUAUUGCUCAAUUCUAAUACUGAAAUUAAAUUAGAAAAAUGUAAUAGUUAAGAAAGUGAUUUGGGGGAUAAAAGAAAGGGUUCAAAUUUGCUGAGAAAAGGUUGGUUUAUGUAUCCUUUAGAAAACCUCAAGGCCAGCUCUAUGAAAUAUUAUUUGGUGUUUAGAAUCUUUUUUUAUUUCUGUUAUUUUAGAAAUAGUAUUAAUAAGGUUUUACUUUUUUAUUUUUCUGUCCUUGGUCUGUUCACUUACUGUAGAUUUAGCAAGAGUGGAUCAGCCUAAUAAACAGUAUUGGCCUUUCUUUCUUCUACAGUAACAAAUGGCUUAAAGACCUACUGUAGGUGCAUCUGUUUUCUUUGCUUUGCAAAUGUGUUUAAAACAUUUGGGUCAUGAAAGACAGCCAUUAUGCAAAUUCUGUUUGGUUCUCAUUAAAAUGUAAAUUAAUAUGUAGGACAUUAUGAAAAAAGAGCUUUGUAAAGUGCCUGUUUCCCCAAACCUUAUGUGUAUUUUUUAAUUUGAUAUUUUCAGAUGAAAUUAAUACAAGCUCUUCAGUAUUCACCCCAUGGGAUGCUUGUGGGUAACAAUAUUAGCUCCAUUUACUCUGUGUAGUGUCAAUCUGGUUUGAUGAGGAGAGACAGAAAAAACGAAGUAGUCUUAAGAAGAUUCCUGCUGAGUGGUUAAAAAAAAUACUCGACCUUUGAAUUAAAAAAAACACCUCUGAAACAGUGUUAAUUAGUAAAUGAAGUCAUUUCAAUGUUAAUUCUUUGUGAGUUGAAAAUGAGACCUUAUGUGAUAGGGACAAAUUCCCUUACUGAAGAUACACUUGACAGUGUGUUACAGUAUAAUAACGGCAGGGCAAGGAAAACAUACAAAGCUAAUUUCAGUUCAAAAUCUAAAAAAA
Messenger RNA from Lepisosteus oculatus (spotted gar), 7134 nucleotides. It is a transcript of the gene st6galnac3, whose product is annotated as ST6 (alpha-N-acetyl-neuraminyl-2,3-beta-galactosyl-1,3)-N-acetylgalactosaminide alpha-2,6-sialyltransferase 3. Lineage: Eukaryota; Metazoa; Chordata; Actinopteri; Semionotiformes; Lepisosteidae. The record is from RefSeq and is a predicted model, not a curated record. Gene Ontology annotation, molecular function: alpha-N-acetylgalactosaminide alpha-2,6-sialyltransferase activity. Gene Ontology annotation, biological process: oligosaccharide metabolic process; ganglioside biosynthetic process.